CCUUGACAUUUAGAUGUAACAUGUGCACCAAAUGUGCAACUAUCGCAUGUAUUUAUUUGCUAUUCGUGAAUAGUCAAGUACGCAAAUCGUAAAAUAUGAAGUAUAAAUAAUUGUACAAAAUAAAACUCUGUAUUUUGUUACCGGAGGGAUUUAAUUCGACUGAUUAAUUUUCUAAUUGUUUUCUUAGAAGUAUGAAUGGAUAUUUUAUUGUGCUCGGGAUUGUGUACAUUUCAGUUUCAACUUCCAAAUGUGAAUGCAGGAGGCGUCGUGAUAAAUUACGAGACAAAACUAAAAUAUCUCAAACAAAAGAAGACGGUAUAAAAUAUUCUAGAAAUGUAAUUGAUUUAAUAGAAGAGUUAUGCCUGCCUAGUGACACAAGUAGAUUGUUUUACAGGAUUCAAAAUGAGUCGCACAUAUUUGUCGGUUUCGAUGAUGUUAAGCUUGGAUUAGUGUACUCAAUGUCAUGGAAAAUAAGCAAGGACAAUCCAGAGAAGCUGACAGGGAACAAUCAGGGUGGUUUUCAGGUACUCUCUGCGAUCGAUGUAAGAAAACAAAUGAAAUUAGAGCACUUGCUGGCAGCAGCCGAUCAAAAGGUUCAGGACAAAUUUCGAGUGAAUAUAUCACAAUGUAGUCAGGCCAGGAUCAUAAAAAAAACCUGCGUUAUUCAAUCACUUGCUGGAGUUGCCAGGAAAAUGAAGGAAGUGAAUAUUGGACAAAAUUGUAAAAAUUGACACAAACAAGCAACAUUUGAUGUUUCAAAUUUACUUCACAAAAGGAAAACUUGAAAAUAAAUAGUUCAACAAGAACAAAA
Messenger RNA from Ruditapes philippinarum (Manila clam), 811 nucleotides. RefSeq lists its product as uncharacterized. The transcript is spliced from 3 exons. NCBI's taxonomy places the organism in Eukaryota, Metazoa, Mollusca, Bivalvia, Venerida, Veneridae. The coding region runs from base 192 to 731 and encodes 179 amino acids. The record is from RefSeq and is a predicted model, not a curated record.